Messenger RNA from Striga asiatica, 459 nucleotides. The record is from the annotation of a GenBank genome assembly. NCBI's taxonomy places the organism in Eukaryota, Viridiplantae, Streptophyta, Magnoliopsida, Lamiales, Orobanchaceae.
AUGCUUCAGAAAAGUCUAGUUUGGACAGACGACGAAGAAAAACUGAUAAUCUGGGCCCACGAGAAAUUCGGCAAUCGAUGGGUCGAAAUUGCCAAAUGCGUACCGGGCAGAAGCGAAAAUGCGAUAAAAAACCAUUGGAAUGCAACCAUAAGGAAACAAACCUCGAAAAGAAAGAUUAGAAAGCCAGAGAGACUUCGAGGCCUUGCACAAUCGACCGUUUUGGAAGAGUAUGUCAAGAAAAAGUAUUUCGAUAAUAACGAAUCUUCUACCUCAACCAACAUCGAAACCGACAAUAAUAAUAAUAAUAAUAAUAAUAAUAAUAAUAAUAGGUUGUCGCUUACCGAUAGCCUAAUUAAUGAAGACGGGCCGAGUUAUCAUCUCGCGUUGGAGACAUUCGAGGAGGAAAUGAACUUCAUGAAAAACCUAUUUCCUAAUAAGGACAAUGUUAUUAUAAGCUGA